CAAAGAGAGGAAGUAAGCAGAGUGCACGUCUAAGGAAGGAGAAAGGAAAGAGUGAAACAACUCUGGAGUAAAAAAUGGGGAAUUUCAACAGAGCAGCCCAAAUUUCACUAGCUAAAGCAAAAUGAGUAGGACCAACCGGAGGUGGGGAAGGAAGUGGCUGAGGUUGGGUAACUGGGGAGUUUCUUAUUCUCUUAGUCUGGUAUAAUAGGAGACAGGAGAACAAGCUACCUCCUACUUGAAACCUGACUUUGCACUGCUUUGGGGGUGAGUUGGACUUCUUCCCUUGGAGAGAGAAUCAAAGACUGGGAGACUCAGCCUCCAUGAUGAGGAACACCUCUGAAGCCAACUUCUCCUGCUACCAUCAGUCUGUGCUGGGCUAUAAUUACUUUGCAGUUACCUGGGGGGUGGUGGUGGCUGUGACCGGCACUGUGGGCAAUGUGCUCACCCUGCUGGCCUUGGCCAUCCAACCCAAGCUCCGGACCCGCUUCAACCUGCUCAUCGCCAACCUCACCCUGGCGGACCUGCUCUACUGCACCCUCCUCCAGCCCUUCUCCGUGGACACCUACCUCCACCUGCGCUGGCGCACUGGCGCUACCUUCUGUAGGAUAUUUGGACUCCUCCUUUUUGUUUCCAACUCUGUCUCCAUCCUCACCCUCUGUCUCAUUGCACUGGGACGCUACCUCCUGAUUGCCCACCCGAAGUUCUUUCCCCAGGUUUUCAGCACCAAGGGGGUAGCGCUAGCACUGGUGGGCACCUGGGUUGUGGGUGUGGCCAGCUUUGCACCCCUCUGGCCCGUUUACGUCUUGGUACCUGUGGUCUGUACCUGCAGCUUUGACCGCAUCCGAGGCCGGCCUUACACCACCAUCCUCAUGGGCAUCUACUUUGUGCUGGGGCUCAGCAGCGUGGGCAUCUUCUAUUGCCUCGUCCACCGCGAGGUGAGGCGAGCAGCCCAAGCGCUCACCCAGUAUAAGCUGAGCAUCCGCAGCACCCAUGUGGCGGGGACCAGUGAGGUCAUUCCUGGUCGCUUCCAGGAGCUUGACAGUGGGCUGGCAUCCAGAGGGCUCAGUGAAGGGAUCUCAUCUGAGCCAGUCAGUGCUGCCACUACCCAGACCCUGGAAGAGGGCUCAUCAGAAGUGGGGGACCAGAACAACAGCAAGGUAGCUAAGCAGUUGGCAGAGAAAAACCCUCCAGAAGCUUCUUCCAAGGCCGGGCCAACUAAAGGAACCCCAAGAGCUCAGGACUCUCCGUCAGAGUUUGGGAAGGUGACCCGGAUGUGUUUUGCCGUGUUCCUCUGCUUUGCCCUGAGCUACAUCCCCUUCUUGCUGCUCAACAUCCUGGACGCCAGGGUCCAGGCCCCCCGGGUGGUCCACAUGCUGGCGGCCAACCUCACUUGGCUCAAUGGCUGCAUCAACCCAGUGCUCUAUGCAGCCAUGAAUCGACAGUUCCGCCAAGCCUACGGCACCCUCUUAAGACGAGGGCCCCAGAGUUUCCGUCGGUUCCAUUAGAAAUGGGUCCCCAGCAACCAGAAUCCCAAAUGGUCUCUGGAGCCAAAGUGGCCAGCUGACAUGAGAACAAGUGACGGUCAGACCUGUGGGCAUUUUUACAGUCCGUCCCCAAACCACGGUUCUCCAUCCCUUGAUGAAUGAUUCAGCCCUAGGCUGCCCAAGGAGCACCAUUAAUUAUUAAUAGGUGAAUUGCAUGUUUUGAUUUGUUUGUGGUGCUGGGGAUCAAACCCAGGGCCUUGUGCAUGCAAGGCAAGCACUCUAUCAACUGAGCUGUAUACCCAGCCCCGAACCCUUUUUACUUUUUAUCUUGAGACAGGGUCUUGCUAGGUUGCAGAAGCUAGCCCCAGACUUGGGGUCUUCCUGCCUCAGUCUUCCAUAUUGCUGGGAUAACAGGUGUGUGCCACCAUGCUCGGCUAGAUGACAUGCUUUGAAUGCUUGGUUGUACUCUCUGAGCAAGAAAGAGAGAGGCCAGGGUUGGAGCUGGAACCUAAUAAGUGAGAAUGUGGGGACCUAUGUCAGAAUAAGGAUAAAGAACACCUGGCUAGGGACAGAGCCUUCAUCUGAGGGGUGUCCCACUCAUAGAACACGGGAAGUAGUUUAGAAGAAUGAGCUUGCAGGGCUUCGGCUCAGUGGUAGAGCGCUUGCCUAGCCCCUGUGAGGCAGUGGGUUCCAUCCUCAGCACCACAUACAAAUAAAUAAAUAAAAUAAGGUUAAAAAGAAAGGGUUAGCUUGCCUUUUUUUGCUUAACUUCCCAGAAAUGAUCUCUGCCCCUAACAACUGCUGCCAGCAUCCCCCAUCUCCACAAACAGGUUUAUUCUGCUCAAAAAAGUUUGGUGAUCCAGCUUGGACACCCACUCCAGUGAACCCAGCUGCCCGCCCUGCCCUGUGCAAAGGGAAGAGUCACUGAUGAGGAGCCCUGGCUCUGGGAAAUGGAACCGAGCUUUGCUAAGGCAAAAACAGGCUUCAGCCUCCCCCCCCCCCAGUAGGGUCUCACUCUUUGCAGCUAAUUCACCCUGUGGCAGGCCAUUUACCCCAUUAUCCUGGCUUCUGAAACAGAGCAGAAACCAAGAGGGCUCUGGGGCCAGAAUAGCGGGGAGACCAUACCAGCCCUUUCCUCCAGCCGGACCUACACAUCCUGUGGCUGUGGGCAUGCUCACGCACAGCGUGAGAACACUUGCGGCCACCAGGUGACGCUGGUUC
This is a messenger RNA of Ictidomys tridecemlineatus (thirteen-lined ground squirrel), 2705 nucleotides long. RefSeq names its product G protein-coupled receptor 84 (gene Gpr84). Gene Ontology annotation, cellular component: plasma membrane. NCBI's taxonomy places the organism in Eukaryota, Metazoa, Chordata, Mammalia, Rodentia, Sciuridae. The record is from RefSeq and is a predicted model, not a curated record. Gene Ontology annotation, biological process: neuropeptide signaling pathway. Gene Ontology annotation, molecular function: urotensin II receptor activity.